This is a messenger RNA of Solanum pennellii, 2381 nucleotides long. Its product is annotated as transcription termination factor MTERF4, chloroplastic. Gene Ontology annotation, molecular function: double-stranded DNA binding. The coding region runs from base 170 to 1792 and encodes 540 amino acids. NCBI's taxonomy places the organism in Eukaryota, Viridiplantae, Streptophyta, Magnoliopsida, Solanales, Solanaceae. The record is from RefSeq and is a predicted model, not a curated record. Gene Ontology annotation, biological process: regulation of DNA-templated transcription. The transcript has 3 exons.
CAAAAAACGGCAAACCCAGUUAGCUAAAAACCCAAUUUCAUUUCCUUUUAUCUUCUCGUCUUCUCAACUAAGGUGCGCCUUCUUCACCGGCGGGAAUAAUUUCUGGUGUGACUACACGCAAGCAAAAAAGGUUCAGGAACGUAAUCCACACUUACUUUGUUAUAUUGCAAUGCUGAAAUGGUGUCUGCGGUUUCAUAUUCAUACUGAGAGAGGUUUUCAUCUUCAGAAUAUGAAGGUCAUUAGUUAUAACCGCAACAUUAAUCCCAGUUUUUUGCUCAUAAAUCAUGAAUUGCCUUCCAACACGUUCCAUCGACCCCGGUUAAUAUCCACUUCAGCUCCAAGUAUUUCAAGUUUCAAUAUGAGGAAAAAUGACUUGAUGAUGAGAUUACCGUGCUGCUUUGCUACGAGAGCUGCUCUUUCAUCUUCAGUGAAGACAGACACUUACAGUGGAAGUAAGAAACAAAAGAGCUCAUCUUUCUACACUCAUCCUAGUUUAUUAGAGAUGAAGAAUGAGAAGGCAGCCAACCGUGUACGUGUUUAUGAAUUCUUGAGAAGCAUUGGCAUUGUACCUGAUGAGCUCGAUGGAUUAGAGCUUCCUGUGACUGUGGAGGUCAUGAGAGAACGCGUGGACUUUCUUCACAAAUUGGGACUCACUAUUGAAGAUAUUAACAACUAUCCUCUUGUUCUGGGAUGCAGUGUGAAGAAAAACAUGAUUCCUGUGCUUGAUUAUCUGGGCAAAUUGGGUGUUAGAAAAUCCACCUUGACAGACUUUUUGCGGCGGUACCCACAAGUUCUACAUGCAAGUGUGGUGGUAGACCUUGCUCCAGUUGUGAAAUAUCUUCAAGGCAUGGAUAUUAAACCAAAUGAUAUUCCACGAGUACUGGAGAAAUAUCCUGAAGUGUUGGGGUUCAAGCUUGAGGGCACAAUGAGUACAUCAGUUGCUUAUUUAGUAGGAAUUGGAGUGGCAAGAAGAGAAAUUGGUGGGCUUCUCACUAGAUAUCCUGAGAUAUUAGGGAUGCGAGUAGGUCGGGUAAUUAAACCAUUUGUAGAAUAUCUGGAAGUCUUGGGAAUUCCGAGGCUAGCUGUGGCUAGAUUGAUUGAGAAGCAUCCACACAUUCUUGGGUUUGGACUACAAGAAAGGGUAAAACCAAACAUUCAAUCCCUUUUAAAGUUUCAUGUGAGGGAAACCACACUUCCUUCAGUAAUUGCACAAUAUCCCGAGAUCUUAGGAAUCGACAUGGAGGCAAAGCUUCCUAGUCAACAAGAAUUUCUCAAUUCAAUAAUUGGAUCUACCCAUGAAGAUUUUGGCCGAGUUAUAGAAAAGAUGCCACAGAUUAUCAGCCUCAGUAAAGCACCUGUUGUGAAGCAUGUUGAUUUCCUCAAGGAAUGUGGUUUUUCCUCGGAACAAGUGAGAGAAAUGGUCGUGGGAUGUCCCCAGGUACUUGCUCUAAAUCUCGACAUUAUGAAGAAGAGUUUUGAGUAUUUCAAAACCACAAUGGCUAGGCCUUUGGAAGAUUUGGUCGCUUUCCCAGCUUUCUUCACUUAUGGUCUGGAGUCCACAAUAAAACCAAGACAUAAAAAGAUAGCUGAGAAGGGCUUAAAAUGUUCCCUUGCAUGGCUUCUUAAUUGUUCUGAUGAGAAAUUUGAUCAGCGGAUGAGUUACGACAUUAUUGACAUGGAAGAAAUGGAAGUAGGUGAAUCAUCCUUCGAUAUGAAUACUCUACUGGAGCCCAGAAAUGAUGAAUCAGCUUCUGAUUACGACGAUGAUUACAGUGAAGACGACAAUGUAUAGACUACUCAAGUGGAUGUUCUGUUCACUCCCCCAGAGUAUGUAAAUGCUAACUAUUUCAAAUUUUCUGAGUUUUGAAUGGCCAUGAAGGUGGCCAAUGGGGUUUAUCAAACUGAAUAUAGGAAGGGGGAUAUACUGAUUGUUGUUGGUCCCAAUUUCUGAAAUGCAUCUUAGAAGUUAGAACUAAGCUUAGUAGUAAGACAACAGUAUUCCACUACCAUGCAUGUUGCACAAUUUUACUACUUCUGUUCAAAAUCUUAAAGAAAAAGAAGCUAAUAAGAAAAUUAUUGUAACUAACAAUAUCUUCAACUAACGCAUACAAGGGUGUGGCCUUGUGGUCAAUGAAGCGGUUGAGAACCCUGAGGUCUGAGGUUCAAGAUCUGUCUUAGCCUUGGUGGACAGAGUUAUUUGAUACCGAUUGCUAGUGGGAGGUGGUAGGUAUCCGUGGAAUUAGUUGAGGUGCGCGAAAGUUAGCUUAGACAUCACGGUCAUAAAAAAAAAUAUAACACAUCUUCAAUAACUCCUUUGGGACCUCAAGAGCUUUACAGCAUGUUGUUAUUGAUUCUUAAUCCUCAAUUUGUUUAGUUACAAA